Megalops cyprinoides (Indo-Pacific tarpon) is the source of this 3561-nucleotide messenger RNA. Its product is annotated as protein shortage in chiasmata 1 ortholog. The coding region runs from base 1 to 3561 and encodes 1186 amino acids. The transcript has 25 exons. Lineage: Eukaryota; Metazoa; Chordata; Actinopteri; Elopiformes; Megalopidae. Gene Ontology annotation, biological process: resolution of meiotic recombination intermediates. Gene Ontology annotation, molecular function: ATP hydrolysis activity; single-stranded DNA binding. The record is from RefSeq and is a predicted model, not a curated record. Gene Ontology annotation, cellular component: condensed nuclear chromosome.
AUGAUACCCAGCUCCAACCCAGCCUCGCAGGUCGACUUGGAUAUGGGUGAGGCCCUCUGGCUUCUGGAGGAAACCAGAAAAGAGCUGGGAUGUGACCCCUGGGAUGAAACUUUCAGCAAGGUCACAGGGGAACUGCUGAACCCAAGAGACCAGUCCAGGGAUAUCUACAUAAAGGAGGAGGUGCUGUUUGUCGAUCAUCUGCGGUGCUUCGUACAGCGGUUGCCACAGUUGCACACCAUGCUGGACAGACUGAGGACCCUGGCUGUGCCUGACCCCCUGCUGACCCCCCCUGGGGUUGGCCUCUCGGAGGAGAUCAUCUUCAGGUAUUGCCUGCCACUUGUGGCGUCCAUGGCCACAAAUAUGGAGAGGUGUGGCUCAGGUUUCCCGGAAGAGUUCAGCCGUGUGUCUGCACUGAACGAAGAGUCUCUGAUGUUGCCUGAGGAGUUGGAAUCCUGUCAUCUGAAGAUACCAGACCACACCUUUCCCCUUAGGGACCUUCAGGAGUCAUUUAGAAAGGUCCCAGAGUCAAUGGAGGACACCCUGUCCUGCAUGGACAUGCUCAGGAAUGAAAUGCCUGCCAGACUCAGGUUGUCUGCUGAAAUAUGCUGGUACGAAAUGUCCAUCGGAAUUCCAGGGAGCAAUCUCAGAGGCGGACGGCUGAGCUCACUUGACCCCUCACCCCCAGUUAGGUGCAGGUUGUACCCCCAGAUUGAGGCAGAGCAGCCCCUCAGCACUCCGUUCCCGCCCCUGCCCCCUCUGACCCAGCUGUCCCGUGCCGAGCUGCCAGGGGAGCAGAUGUCCCCAGUCUACAGGCAUUGCUUGGUGUCAGAUAGUGCCAGGGAGGAGAUGGAAGAAUCCCUGUGGAAUGCAGAAAAGCACCUCUGUGUCGUGCUGGGCCUCCUGCUGGCAGAACCUCAGGUGUCUGAACCUGUCCUGCAGUACAGUCCCAUCUCAGAAGCACUUAAAACAGUGACAGCCGAGGGGGUGACCCAGCUUACUGGCACCGGGGAAGAGGGGGACCAGACGCACCUCAGUCUGCAGGCAGCCCUUGCGGGACUCACCAGCAGUCUGGGUAACUGCUGCUCAGAAGCUCUGGAAAGUUUGACCCGGGAUCACUUUGAGGUGGCAGAAAUGAUGGCUGCAGAGUGCUCUGACACCACAGAGUCAGCAGCAACCUUAGUGGAAAACUUCUCACCAUUAACAUUCAGCCAGAUAGACAGUGUUUUGAGAAAAUAUCGUGAUGAUGCCGAAUCUCCAGGGUCGCCCAUGAUGGCUGCUCAGGGCAAAGCCCAAUUUGCCCCUGCACGUGUGACAUGGGCACCAGAGCCUUCCUGUCAGGGGGUCAACCGAGCAGAAGGGAUUGUCGCUGCUGUGGAAGUGCCCCUCAGUCAAGGGACGGAGCCUAAACUGGCAGGGGAGAGUGGGGCAGGGGUAGAGAGAGACAAAGAUAGACUGUCUUUAGCAACGCAGGAGCACGAGCGUGCUCACAAACCCACCCCCACAAGACCGCCAGUUAAAGCCCCACCCAGCAGCACACCCCAGGACGACCUAGACCCCCUCUCCACCUUCAUGAUGCUGAGAUCCCAGUCGAAGGCUGCGGUCUCCACCCCAACCCAGAACGCCUCCCUUGGAGGCCAGACAAGGCCAGAGCCUAAGAUGGAGCUAGAACCCAAGGAACAGCCAAAGCCAAGGGCAGAUCUGAAGCCUAUCUGUGUGGGCUCAACAAGCAGAGGAAGUGAUGUCAAAGCACAGGAAACCAGUGGUCAGGUGACUACUGGGGGCAGAGGAGACAGCCAGAUCAUCCAUGUCCAAGUCUCGGAGAGCCAGUGCCAGGCCUACGGGCUACUGAAGGCUACGGCAGCCCCGUUCAUCGCCAGUGCCAGGGAGCUGGGGCCGCGCCCCUCCACCUGGGGGGACUUCAGGUCCCUCUCCUCGGACCGCACCCGCUUCCUCCUCAAGCAACAGGAGAGGGAGCUGAACGACAGUGUGAGGCGAGGGGAAACCAGUGAGAAAAAGUCACCUCUCUACAAACAGGUGGCUCUGAUUCACCUGCUGGUGACAGCAAGAGACCUGCUGCUCAGAUGCGACCUCAACACUGCUGUGGACUACCUGACAAGAGCCAAAGGCACAAACAUGGAUGCUUGUUUGCCCCAUCUUUGGAUUAAGUUGAGGGUGGUACAGUACCUCAGCCAGAAGAGCAAGGAGCCCAAUCCCAAAAUAGUAGAACUUCAACAGCAGAUGAGGGCGUGGCUGCAGAAGAACAGAACUCUAAGGCCCUGCCCUAAAGCAGUUGUGAUAACAACAGUGGAUUUUGACUGUGUAAGAGCCUUGCUUGUUAAAAGCCUCAGUCAAGUAACUGGUGCCCCAGUGUCUGCUGUGUGUCCUGAGGGGAUGAGCAGUAAGCUGGACAGCAGGACAGUGAUGGAGAGCCUGCAAGGAGGUUGCUGUGUGGUCAUCUGUGGUCAGCACAUUGGACCAGACUUCCCCUGGCAGUACUUUUCUCUGGUGGUGGAGUAUGACCAUGUCGACCCCUCCGUCUGGGCCACAGUCUGCAGAGAGAGGAACAUGAGUCACAUGACCUUCAAAACCACAGUCCCUGGCUCUAUGGACGCAGACCCCUCCCUUGCACCCCUCUCCUUUGAGAAAAACAUCCCCUUUGUGCUGCUGGUGACAGAGGGCUUGGCGAACUUUGGCUUGUUCCUGCAGAUGCUGGAAUCUGUCCACAGCAUCACUGUGCUGGAGAGGGACCAUCCGCAUUCACUGAAGAUGCUGGGUGGGACUCAGCGCUACUCUGUGAUCACAGUGGAUGAGAGAACAGCAGUUGUCAUUCAGCAUCUGGAGGAGCUGUGGAUGGAGCAGGCGUCAGAUAGCUUCGUACUCAGAAUGACAGCCCUGGCACUGCAGUAUAACUGCUGCUGGGUCAUCUUCCACGGCGCUGAGGGACAGGACGCGAGGUAUAACUUUAGCAGUGAGGUCUUCAACAACCUGGUGUUGAUCUACUCAGCUUUUGUGCUGUUUGGGCUGAAGUCCGAGGACCUGGAUGUCAAGGUGCUUAUCACAAGCGAGGCUGAGGAGUUGGCCGGGUGGAUUAGCCAGAUCGCUUACCACACACUCAUGUCUUCCGGAAGAGACCCCCUUGUCUGGCUUGACAGAGACUGGCUCCUGAUGGCACCCUCAGAGGAGGAAAGGUGCCUGGUGUCGUUCCCCUCCGUCAGCCCCCUGGUGGCACAGCUGAUGCUGAGGAGGGCCCCCGGCCUGAAGUGGCUCCUAGGGGCCACACAUCGUGAGCUGCAGGACCUGCUGCCAGAGGUCCCUCACAAAGUCAUCAAGCUUUUCAGUGACACCACUGCCCUGUACAAGCUGGACUCCUCCCGCUCCCCCCCCGAGUCCCAAGAUGAGCACAGUGACCCCUGGGGCUCUGGCGUGGAAGACCCAGGGCUGUUCAUCGACCACCACACAAGCCCCUUCCAUGGGUCUCCCUGUCCUGACGUGGGAAUGGGGGGCUACUCUGCUGAAGGUGCCAUAGAGAGGCGGGACACAUGGCCUGUGGGGGGUGGGUGA